UACCUUCUCCCUCGGAAAUCAGACGGGGCUACAUAAAAAACAGAGGCUGAAAAAUCGCGUGGAAAGAGCGACGACCUCUCUCUGUCCUGUCUCUAUUUGUGUAUGUCUCUCUCUCUGUGAAAAUUUUAGAGAGAGGGAAAUUCUUCAAUCGAUAGAGAGAGAACCAGAAUAAUCAUUUGUCAAUAGAGAGAGAAAGAUACACAUAUACAUAUAUAUAUACACACAGAUAGAGAGGAGAGAGAGGGAGGGAGAGAGAGAGAGAGAGAGAGAGAAAUGGAUCAGAUAUUGAACAAGGUUGGAUCUUACUGGGUAGGUCAGAAAGCCAACAAGGAGCUCAACUCCGUCGGCGAAGAUAUCAAUUCAUUGUCAACCAGCAUUGAAGGAGGAACCAAAUGGUUGGUUAACAAAAUUAAAGGGAAAAUGCAAAAGCCACUACCGGAACUGCUAAAGGAGUAUAACAUAGCAGUAGGCAUUUUCCCUCGUGAUGCCACCAACUAUGAGUUCAACGAAGAGACACAUAAACUUACUGUCUACGUACCCUCGAUUUGUGAAGUAGGUUACAAGGACUCAACUGUUUUGCGCUUUUCAACCACAGUCACUGGAUAUCUGGAGAAAGGGAAACUAGCCGAUGUAGAGGGGAUGAAGACUAAGGUGAUGAUUUGGGUGAAAGUUACAUGUAUCACAACUGAUGGAGGAAAGAUCCAUUUCACAGCUGGGUUAAAGAGAACCCGGAGUAGAGAUGCUUACGAGGUUCUUCGAGAUGGAGUAGGUGUAGAUAAGUUCUGAUAUUGUUGUAGUGUUUGAUAUCCUUGUAAGCUUUAACAUCUUUCUGGGGGAUUCUGGAACCCCUUAGCUUGCUCUCUCUACUGUUGGUUGCUGUGUAACUAUGAAUGUUAUGAUUGAAAAUUGAAGUCCUGUGGAUGAUUUUGAGUUUUACAAUUGAUGGCCUUUUUGUUUU
Molecule: messenger RNA, 958 nt
Organism: Camellia sinensis
Lineage: Eukaryota; Viridiplantae; Streptophyta; Magnoliopsida; Ericales; Theaceae
Source: RefSeq, a predicted model, not a curated record